Miniopterus natalensis is the source of this 3399-nucleotide messenger RNA. The record is from RefSeq and is a predicted model, not a curated record. NCBI's taxonomy places the organism in Eukaryota, Metazoa, Chordata, Mammalia, Chiroptera, Miniopteridae.
UGCAGCGAUUAUGGCAUGAUUGACGAUCUGAUCUACUUCUCCAACGAGGUGGUGACUAGCAAAGUGCUCCUGAACGUUGGGCAGGAGGUUAUUGCAGUUGUGGAAGAAAAUAAAGUGUCCAAUGGACUGAAAGCAAUCAGGGUGGAAGCUGUCUCUGAUAAAUGGGAGGAGGACAGCAAAAGCCAGGGCGGAGGGCUGUCCGACUCCCGCCCCCGCGUGCUGAUGGGCUGCGUGACGUCGCUGACGAAGGGAGCCGGCUACAUCAACCAGACCACACACUUUUCCCUGACGAGCGUCUGUGAGGGUUUCGAGCCAUGCAAGGGUGACUGGGUGGAGGCCACGUACUGGAUCCGGCCUGGCACGUGGAGCAGUGAGGCCCUAUCAGUGAAGCCGCUGCGGUACAAGCGUGUGGACAGGGUCUGCAUCUCCAGCCUCUGUGGGAGGAACGGGGUGAUCGACGACAGCGUCUUCUUCACCCUGGACUCUCUGAAGCUCCCCGAUGGGUACGUGCCGCGAAGGCACGACGUGGUCAGCGCCGUGGUGGUGGAGAGCAGCCAGUCCUGCUAUAUGUGGCGGGCGCUGUGUGUGAUCCCGGUGAAGAGACGAGACGACUCUGCCUCCUCGGCCGCUGAAGGGACCUGCGAAGCCCUUUUACUGAAGAACAAAGGUGGCAUUGAAGUCACGAGAGAGACAGACUUUGGGACGCUUACGGAGGGAGGAAGUAGGAGCCUGGUAAUCUGCAUUGAGAAUAAAGGAGACGUUCCGCAAAACCUGGUCAGCUGUAAGCUGGCCGGCUGGGACAGAACCAGGCAGUUCCGCUUCCAUAUGCUGCAGGGGCCCCAGCGCUGCCUGCCAGCCUCUGCUCCCAACCCUGAGAAGCAGGGGAGCUUCUCAUCAGACAGUGGCCCGGACAGCAAGACCUACCUGAUGUCGGAGAGCAGCCUGGCCCACAACAGAGUCAUCUCUCCAGAUGACUGCACCUGCAGAGGAGAAGAUGAAGGGAAAGGACAGAGCAUCUCCAUGAGGCAGAGCACAGAGCCAGAACCCAGCGGGCUCAUCCCUCCCGGUGGAAAAACUCUGAUCGUGGUCAUCUGUGAGGCAAAGACUGCCGGACGCUGCAAGGAGCUGCUCCUGCUCUGCUUCUCCAGCUUCCUCAUUGGGCGCUUCCUGGAUGUGAGCGUGGUGAGUGCGGAGGAGUCCCUGAUAGCCGUGCGUGAGCCCUUCCUAUGGAAGAAGUCUAAGAGUCCCCAGGUGCCUACACCCACGAAAACUACAGUUGUCGUGACCACGCAGAAAAGGAAUUCAAGACGGCAACUUCCAAGUUUCCUUCCCCAGUACCCAAUACCUGACCGACUGAAGAAAUGCGUGGAGCAAAAAAUUGACAUCCUGACUUUUCAGCCAUUACUCGCAGAGCUUUUGAACAUGUCCAACUACAAGGAGAAGUUUUCAACACUGCUCUGGCUGGAGGAGGUUCAUGCGGAAAUGGAGCUGAAAGAGUAUAACAUGAGCGGGGUCACCUUGAAAAGAAGUGGGGAGUUCCUGGUGCUGGAGGUCCCUGGAUUGGCCGAGAGCCGGCCUUCUCUGUAUGCAGGUGAUAAACUGGUUUUGAAAACGCAGGAGUACAACGGACAUGUUGUCGAGUACAUUGGCUACGUGGUGAAGAUUCUCGAAGAAGAUGUGACGCUGAAGCUGAACCCGGAAUUUGAACAAGCGUAUAACUUCGAGCCUAUGGAUGUGGAGUUUACCUACAACAGGACCACGAGCAGGAGGUGCCACUUUGCACUGGAACAGGUCAGCCACUUAGGAGUGAAAGUGUUGUUUCCAGAAGAAAUCAUCUUACAGUCUCCCCAAGUGACAGGCAGUUGGAACUGUGCACAAGACACCAAGCACGAUGAGCAGCCGCCCGCCAAGAAUAGGGAAGCUAUAAAGGACCAACCUGAGCCUGCCACCAGGACAAGCCAGGCAGGUGCCCAGGACCCACGAGGGCUGGCGGCCUUUGCUACAAGGACAAGUCACCUGGGAGAGGAGCUGCAGACCCCUGAGGCCAGAGAGAAGGAAUUCUUCAACCCGCUGCUCAAUGAGAACCAGCAGCUGGCUGUGAGGAGGAUUCUGAGUGGCGACUGCCGGCCCCUCCCAUAUGUCCUCUUCGGACCUCCUGGAACAGGGAAGACAGUGACCAUAAUAGAGGCUGUGCUACAGGUGUACCACGCCCUGCCGGACAGUCGGAUUUUGGUGUGUGCGCCCUCCAACAGCGCAGCCGACCUUGUGUGCCUGCGACUGCAUGAGAGCCGCCUGCUGCGGCCAGGCACCAUGGUCCGCGUGAACGCCACCUGCAGGUUCGAGGAGACGAUCAUCGAGGCCAUAAAGACAUACUGCAAAGAUGGGGAGGACAUCUGGAGGGCCUCCCGCUUCCGCAUAAUCAUCAGCACCUGCAGCAGUGCCGGGCUCUUCUACCAGAUCGGAGUGCGAGUCGGACACUUCACACACGUGUUUGUGGAUGAAGCUGGACAGGCCAGUGAGCCGGAGUGCCUCAUUCCUCUGGGGCUGGUUUCAGAUGUCAGUGGCCAGAUUGUCCUUGCGGGAGACCCCAUGCAGCUUGGCCCCGUCAUCAAGUCCAGACUGGCCAUGGCCUACGGGCUGAACGUGUCCAUGUUGGAAAGACUGAUGUCCCGGCCCGUGUACCUGAGAGAUGAAGAUGCUUUUGGCGCUUGUGGUGCCUACAACCCUUUGCUGGUGACAAAGCUCGUGAAGAACUACAGGUCCCACGCAGCCCUGCUGGCCCUGCCCUCCAGGCUGUUCUACCACACGGAGCUCGAGGUCUGUGCGGACCCCAAGGUGGUGGCCUCCUUGCUGGGCUGGGAGAAGCUGCCCAAGAAGGGCUUCCCGCUCAUCUUCCACGGCGUGAGGGGCAGCGAAGCGCGUGAGGGGAGAAGCCCAUCAUGGUUCAACCCGGCCGAAGCUGUCCAGGUCAUGCGCUACAGCUGCCUCCUGGCCAGGAGCCUUUCCAGCCAGGUGCCGGCGCAGGACAUCGGCGUGAUCACACCCUACCGCAAGCAGGUGGAGAAAAUAAAGGUUCUGCUGAGGAACGUGGAUCUGAUGGACAUCAAGGUUGGCUCGGUGGAGGAGUUCCAAGGACAGGAGCACUUGGUUAUCAUCAUCUCAACUGUUCGGUCAAAUGAAGAUCGGUUUGAGGAUGAUAGAUAUUUUUUGGGUUUCUUGUCCAACUCAAAAAGAUUUAACGUCGCCAUCACCAGACCCAAGGCCUUGCUGAUUGUGCUGGGCAACCCCUACGUCUUGGUCAGAGACCCCUGCUUCGGUGCUUUGCUGGAAUACAGCAUCACAAACGGUGUGUACACAGGGUGCGACCUGCCGCCCGAGCUGCGGCACCUGCAGGAGUGA